AUGAGUUUCGGCUACAGUACCGGCGAUUUUUUGGCCCUUCUGGAGCUCGCAAACGAGUUGCGGAAACGGUUUCAAGAUGCUCCGACCCAGUACAAAGAUGUUUCAAAUGACGUCAAGAAACUUUCCAAUGUGCUCAGAGUCAUCGAGGAUUACGAACCUGAACGAAACUUGAGUGGUCCGCAAACAGGAUCCCUGGAAUUGCUUUCUCAAAGCUGCCAUGAAGUCCUAGAUAAGCUACGCGACAGCCUUGAGAAAUAUUCCCACGUGGUGUCUGUUGAUCGCAGUGCAAAAAGUAGCAUCCAGCGAGCAUGGAAGAAGAUUACUUGGGACUCAAAAGAAGCCAUGUACUUUCACGAAAAGAUAGACUCGCAAAUCAAUCACUUCAGCCUUUUCCUUGCUGAAAGUACUCUCCAGGUGGUUCGAGAAACCAGAAGCAUGGUGGCUUCUUGUACAAAUGGAGUAAACAAGAUACUUGAGGAUGGGGAUGGUAAGAAGCGGUUGAAGAUGUUGAACUGGUUGUCCUCAAAUAAUCCCGAAGUCAAACACGCCAGUAUUUGGAAGGAUAGACAAGAAAAUACCGGCCAGUGGUUCUUGAAAUCGGACAAGUUCCUGCAAUGGUUCGUUCAAGAUUGCGGUACGCCUCAAGAACGGCGCACUUUAUUUUGCUAUGGAGAUGAGGGAGCUGGCAAGACUUUCAUAUCGGCAAUUGUGGUCGAAGAACUUCGACAGCGCUUAGAAACCGAUGAUACUGUCGGAAUUGCGAUUUUCUACUGUGAUUUUCAUGAACCGCCAACAGUCUACGAGAUACUCUCAAGUUUGUUGAAACAACUAUUUCAAAAAAGCACGUCACAGCUAAGCGGCUUGAAAUCUCUUUAUGAUGCCUUGAAGAAAAAGGAAAGAUACCCUACAGAAGAUGAAAUCUUAGGUCUUCUAGAUUCAGCCAUCUCGUCUCUCUCAAGAGUCUUCGUUGUUAUUGAUGCACUGGAUGAAUGCCGACGUUCUGGCGGAUUUGAAGGACUAUUGAGGAAAUUUUUCUUUCUCCAAAAAAGACAUAAUCUGGGCCUCCUUGUCACUUCUAGAUCAAUUCCCGCCAUUACUGAGCUUUUCCAAGGCAAUCCAUGGAUAAGGAUUCAUGCAGAUGAUGAGGACGUCUCAAUGUGCUUGCGGAGCGGUUUGAGAGGCUUUCCGGCUAUCCAAAAAACACCCGGACUUCAGUCGGAGGUCAUUGCCACCAUUACAGAGUCAUCUGAUGGGAUGUUUCUUCUUGUUAGACUUCAACUUGAAUCCCUUCACGGGUACGAAGUUGCAACUGCAAAAUCGAUUCGCGACAAAUUGAAGACCCUUCCGACUUCUCUAGAGAGUGCAUACAGAGAAACAAUGGAGCGCAUCGAGGGUCAACCUGCCCUUCAUACCAAGAUAGCGAGACUUGUUUUGGCAUGGGUCGUCUGGGCAACAAGACCUUUGAGAUCACUUGAGCUGCUGCAUGCCCUUGCCGCUGCGCUUGAAGAGGAUAGCUUUGACGAAGACAAUCUUUACAGGAUAGAGGACAUAAUUUCCAUGUGUGUAGGUAUCAUUACCAUUGAUGAGCAAAGCGACAUUGUUCAACUACAACAUUACACAAGGUAUGAGUUUCUGAAGAAUCACUGGACCGAGUUCUUUCCCGAGCCUCAUAGUCAACUGACGACUAUGUGCAUCUCAUACAUGCGCCAUGAGACACUUCAAGUUGGGAAUACUGCCUCACAUAGUCAGCUCAAAGACUAUCUUGAACGAUUCCCCUUUUUUGAGUACUCGGCCAAGAAUUGGGGCUAUCAUGCACGGAUAUCCUACUCAAAUGUGAGGGAACAUGUCCACGCUUUUGUUCAGAGCGAUAUCGCCCUCCCUCAAUCCCUUCGAGUGUUGUUUACCGAUCGCUACUUUUCGCAAACCGGGCAAUGGUGCUCAAUUGCAGUCUCUCCACUGCAUCCUGCGGCAUACUUCGGCCUUGAAGAAUGUAUCCUUUACUUUCUCGCUAACCACGUUACUCGUGAUAUGAAGGAUGAUGGUGGUCAGACUGCAUUGCACUGGGCUGCAAGAAAUGGACAGGUGGAAGCAGCUGAACUGCUUUUGAAUCAUGGUCUUGAAGCCAAUUUGGCGGACAAGAAAGGCAAAACAGCUUUACAUUAUGCUGCUGACCAAGAUGACUCGCGUCUGAUAAAACUUCUUGUACAUUAUAAGGCAGACAUGGAGUCUACAGACAUGGAUGGCCAAACACCUCUUCUCACCGCGGUGCAAGAUUUGAAUCUUGAGCCAGCUCAGGAGCUUGUCAGUCUCGGGGCCUCAAUAAAGGCUACGGACUCAAUGCAUCGCAGUGCGCUGCACCUAUCAGCCCUUGGGGGGAGUCGCAGCAUCCAUAUCACCAAAUUUCUUUUAGCCAGGGGCGCUUGUUAUGAGUCAUGCGACGUUGAAAACAUGAUUCCGAUGCAUUAUGCCAUAGUCUAG
Molecule: messenger RNA, 2478 nt
Organism: Penicillium concentricum
Lineage: Eukaryota; Fungi; Ascomycota; Eurotiomycetes; Eurotiales; Aspergillaceae
Product: ankyrin repeat domain-containing protein
Exons: 4
Coding region: 1-2478 (825 amino acids)
Molecular function (GO): protein binding
Source: RefSeq, a predicted model, not a curated record